Heteronotia binoei (common prickly gecko) is the source of this 3364-nucleotide messenger RNA. RefSeq names its product alanyl aminopeptidase, membrane (gene ANPEP). Gene Ontology annotation, biological process: proteolysis; peptide catabolic process. Gene Ontology annotation, molecular function: metalloaminopeptidase activity; zinc ion binding; peptide binding. The record is from RefSeq and is a predicted model, not a curated record. Bases 22 to 3012 code for a protein of 996 amino acids. Lineage: Eukaryota; Metazoa; Chordata; Lepidosauria; Squamata; Gekkonidae. Gene Ontology annotation, cellular component: cytoplasm. The transcript has 20 exons.
UCCCUCCGGACACCUGCGGCCAUGGCCAAGGGCUUCUUCAUCAGCAAGACUUUGGGCAUCGUGGGCAUUGUCCUGGCGGUGGCUGCUCUCGCCACCAUCAUUGCCCUGUCUGUUGUCUACUCUCAGCUGAAGCAGCAGGUGAACGAUGAUGGGCUGAGCACCACGGCAGCCAUCCCCUCUGCCAGCACACCUGGCCACACCCCCGGCGCCCCCAGCACCACCACCACCAGCAAGCCGGGCUCCACCACCAGCACCACCACCACCAGCACCACCAGCCCUGGCACCACCGCCCCCGGGCCUCAGAACCCCUGGAACGAGUGGCGGCUGCCCAAGACGCUGCAGCCCGAGAACUACACCGUCUCCCUGCAGCCCCACCUGACACCCAACAGCCAGGGCCUCUACGUCUUCCAGGGCAACAGCUCCGUGCGCUUCGUGUGCCUGGUGGCCACCGACCUCAUCCUUAUCCACAGCAAGAAGCUGAACUACACGCAGCAGGGGGCCCACCUGGUCGCCCUGGUGGGGGUGGGUGAGGCGCCCACCCCCAGCAUCGUCUCCACCUGGGAGGAGAAGGACACUGAAUACCUGGUGGUCAAGCUUGAUGGUCAGCUGCAGGUCAACCAGUCCUACGAGCUCCACAGCAGCUUCACUGGGGAGCUGGCAGACGACCUGGCCGGCUUCUACCGCAGCGAAUACCAGGAGGAAGGGGAACCCAAGGUGGUGGUGGCCACAACACAGAUGCAAGCAGCCGAUGCCCGGAAGGCCUUCCCCUGCUUUGACGAGCCCGCGAUGAAGGCUACCUUUGCCGUGACCCUCAUCCACCCGCCUGACCACGUGGCCCUCUCCAACAUGCCCGUGCAGGAUGCUGAAAACGUGACCCUCAAUGACGGCAGCGUGUGGACCAAGACGACCUUCCAGCCCACUCUCAAGAUGUCCACCUACUUGCUGGCUUUCAUUGUGAGCCAGUUUGAGGCGGUAGAGGCCGAGCAGAACGGCACCAAGAUCGGGAUCUGGGGCCGGCCGAGAGCCAUCCGGGAGGGGCAGGGGGCUUACGCCCUCAACGUCACGGGGCCCAUCCUCAGCUUCUUUGAGAGGCACUACAACACCGCCUAUCCGCUGAGCAAGUCAGACCAGGUCGCCCUGCCGGAUUUCAAUGCCGGAGCCAUGGAGAACUGGGGGCUGGUGACCUACAGGGAAAACGCCCUCCUCUUCGACCCCCUCUACUCCUCCAUCGGCAACCAGGAGCGGGUGGUGACCGUCAUCGCUCACGAACUGGCCCACCAGUGGUUCGGUAACCUGGUGACCCUCCGUUGGUGGAACGACCUCUGGCUGAACGAGGGCUUUGCCUCCUACGUGGAGUACCUGGGAGCGGAUGCGGCAGAGCCUGAGUGGGACAUCAAGGACCUGAUGGUGUCCAACGACGUGUACCGGGUGAUGGCCCUCGACGCCCUGGCCACCUCCCACCCGCUCUCCUUCCGGGAGGAGGAGAUCCAGAGGCCCACCCAGAUCAGCGAGGUCUUCGAUGCCAUCGCCUACAGCAAGGGGGCCUCGGUGCUGCGCAUGCUCUCCGAAUUCCUCACUGAGGAUCGCUUUAAACAGGGGCUGCAGUCCUACCUGCACGCCUUUGCCUACAGAAACACCAUCUACGACGACCUCUGGACACACCUGCAGAUGGUAAGGAAUGACGUCGACUUCACUCUGCCUGGCAGCAUCAAGGAGAUCAUGGACCGCUGGACCCUGCAGAUGGGCUUCCCUGCUGUGACCGUGGACACCCGCAGCGGAGGCGUGGUCCAGAAGCACUUCCUGCUCGACUCCAACUCCACCGUCCAGCGACCCUCGGAGUUCAAUUACACCUGGAUAGUGCCCAUCUCCUGGAUGACGUCCGACAACCAGACUGGGAUGUACUGGCUGAAGGAGCAGACAGAUACGAAUGCUGACUUUGCCACGACUUCAGAGCCCGGCAAGUGGCUCAUCUGUAACAUCAACGUGACCGGCUACUUCCGGGUCAACUACGACCAGGACAACUGGGACCGGCUACUGGAGCAGCUGCAGGACAACCACACGGCCAUCCCCAUUCUGAACCGGGCACAGCUGAUUGACGACGCCUUCAACCUGGCCAGGGCAAAGUACAUCAGCACGGAACUGGCUCUCAACACGACGCGCUACCUGUCCGAGGAGCUCGACUACCUGCCUUGGGAUGCGGCCCUCAGCAACCUGGGCUACUUCAAGCUCAUGUUUGAUCGCAGUGAGGUCUAUGGGCCGAUGCAGAAAUACGUGAGGCAGCAGGUGAGCCCUCUGUUCAGGCAUUUCCAGGACCUCACCUCCAACUGGACCACCGUCCCCUCCGGCCUGAUGGACCAGUACAACGAGAUUUUCGCCAUCAACACGGCCUGCUCCUACGGUGCCGCUGACUGCCAAGCCCUGGCCUCAGACCUCUUUGGAAGAUGGAAAGACAAUCCCAGCAACAACCCGAUCCCCCCCAACCUGCGCUCCUCCGUCUACUGCAGCGCCAUCGCCACGGGCGGAGAGGAAGCCUGGGACUUCGGCUGGCAGAUGUUUGAGGCGGCCACCGUGGUGUCCGAGAAAGACAAACUCCGCACGGCCCUGGCCUGCAGCCAGCAGCCCUGGAUCCUCCAGCGGUACUUGACCUACACUCUGGACCCCUCCAAGAUCCGGCGGCAAGAUGCCACCUCCACCAUCAACAGCAUUGCCCGCAACGUGUAUGGGCAGAGCCUGGUGUGGGACUUUGUGCGGGCCAACUGGAAGACCCUUUUCGACCAGUACGGCGGGGGCUCCUUCUCCUUCUCCAGCCUCAUCCAGACCGUGACCCAGAGGUUUGCUUCCCAGUAUGAACUCCAGCAGCUGGAGCAGUUCCAGAAGGACAAUGCGGAUGUCGGGUUCGGCUCUGGAAAGCGGGCUCUGGAGCAGGCGCUGGAGAAGACGAAGGCCAACAUCAAGUGGGUGGCGGAGAACCAAGCGGGGGUGCUGCAGUGGUUCAAGGAUCACAGCCAGUAGGGGGGCUCACGACCCCCCUGCGAGGGAGGAGGGCGGGGAACUCCCCCUCGGCCCUGCCAGACCAAAGACUCUCUCACGCCCCUGCCCUGCCCACGUGCUCCCAUGAUGCUUUACAGUGCAGAGGUGCUCCUUCCCGCAGGGCCACGCAGAGGUGCGGCGUUUCCACUCCUACAAUGCACAGGGGCUUUCUUUCCCGCUCUUUCAUUAAUCGAAUGACUAUCUCAGGGGAGGGGGGGCUGAGAGUGGGAAGAAGGGAACAGACUCUGCCCCCCCAUUGCAGUCUCUUUCCCAUCCAGCCCCUUCUGUAUAUGUUUUAUAACCCCCAAUUUGUAAAUAAAGAAUUCUAUAUCUA